This is a messenger RNA of Alosa alosa (allis shad), 4280 nucleotides long. RefSeq names its product NACHT, LRR and PYD domains-containing protein 12-like. NCBI's taxonomy places the organism in Eukaryota, Metazoa, Chordata, Actinopteri, Clupeiformes, Clupeidae. The record is from RefSeq and is a predicted model, not a curated record. Gene Ontology annotation, molecular function: protein binding.
GGAACACUCUGAUGUUCACUCUGAAGCAGUACAGGUGAAAAAUAUCCAAGGAGGUUGAAAUUCAAAAGAGAGACUCUCCCACUGCUGCUAGGAUGAGUGUCUCUCAGGAGAGAGAGGAGGCUGCAGGUCACAGUGAGACACUCAGACCAGAGUCUGCAGCACACAGCUGUGUGCAACAAAGCAGCAAACCAACACACUCUGAUGGAGGCCACUGCUGCUAGGAUGAGUGUCUCUCAGGAGAGAGAGGAGGCUGCAGGUCACAGUGAGACACUCAGAACAGAGUCUGCAGCACACAGCUGUGUGCAACCAAGCAGCAAACCAACACACUCUGAUGGAGGCCCACAGACUCCCAGACCUCCAUCUCCAGUGCCCAGCUGUGUGUCCAUGAAGAGUGAUCAGUCCAUGUUGGAUAUGCCGUACUUCAGCAGUGAAUCAGUUCCAUCAGGUCUAAUCCCACAGACUCCCAGACCUCCAUCUCCAGUGCCCAGCUGUGUGUCCAUGAAGAGUGAUCAGUCCAUGUUGGAUAUGCCGUACUUCAGCAGUGAACCAGUUCCAUCAGGUCUAAUAUUAAGUGCUGAUCUGACCCAGGAUCAGUCCAGGUGUGGAGUGUGUGAGCAGGUCCUGAGGGACCCAGUCAUCACCACCUGUGGACACAGUUUCUGCAGGCAGUGCAUCAGCAGCUACUGGGAGCAGCCUGGACUACCAGGAGACCAAGUCUGUCCCCAGUGUGGGAAGACAUGCAGAACCCAACCUCCUCUACAGCCUCCUCUGGAUGAACACACAGAUAUGAGCACACAGGGUGAACACACAGGCCUGAUCAACAGCAGAACACACCUGCACACUGAACAUACACCAGGCAGAAAGAGGGAACUAGAUGAGGACCUGAGGAGAGUUAUAGAGAAUCACAAAGUCAGUCUGAAGAGGAGGUUUGAGAACAUAUCUGAAGGCAUCAUCAAACCAGGAGCUGAGACACUCCUCAAUAAGAUCUACACAGAGCUCUACAUCACAGAGGGAGAGAGUGAAGGGGUGAAUAAGGAACAUGAGGUUUGGCAGGUAGAGUCAGCAUCCAGAUCUCAAAACACAGAAGACACACCAAUCAACUGCAAUGACAUAUUCAAGCCCUUACCUGGACAGAAGAAGCACACCAGAACUGUGAUGACCAAAGGUGUUGCUGGAAUUGGAAAAACAGUCUCAGUGCAAAAGUUCAUUCUUGAUUGGACAGAUGGGGCAGCCAAUCAAGAUAUAGAUUUUAUAUUUGCCCUUUCUUUCCGUGAGCUUAAUUUAGUCAAGGGUGAUCAGUACAGUCUUCACAGGCUCCUGCUGGACUUCCACCCUGAGCUGAAGGAGCUGAAUGAUGGUGAGGGAUACAAAGACUGUCAGGUUGUGUUCAUCUUUGAUGGUUUGGAUGAGAGUCGGUUGACUCUGGAUCUGGAACAGAACAGUAAGUUGUCUGAUGUGAAACAAACAUCAUCAGUGGAUGUUCUGAUGACGAGCCUCAUUCAGGGAACUCUGCUUCCCUCUGCACUCAUCUGGAUAACCUCACGACCAGCAGCAGCCAGUCAGAUUCCAGCUCAGUACAUCAACCAGGUAACAGAAGUACGAGGAUUCAAUGACCCACAGAAGGAAGAAUACUUCAGGAAGAGAAUCGGUGAUGAUAGUCAGGCCAACAGAAUCAUCUCUCACAUUAAAGCAUCCAGGAGUCUCCACAUCAUGUGCCACAUUCCAGUCUUCUGUUGGAUUGCAGCCACUGUACUUGAGCAGAUUAUGAAAAAGAAAAACAUUAAAGACAUUCCCAAAACACUGACAGAGAUGUUCAUACAAUUCUUGCUUAUCCAGACCACCAGGAAGGAUCAGAAAUAUCAGAGUGAAACUAAAGCAAAUCAAGCGAAAGUUCUGGAAUCUCAGAGAGAGAUUUUACUGAAGCUGGCAGAACUGGCUUUCAGGAGUUUGGACAAUGGAAAUCUGAUGUUUUAUAAAGAAGACCUGCAAGAGUGUGGCAUUGAUGUCAGUGAAGCCUCAGUGUACUCUGGCAUGUGUACUGAGAUCUUCAAGACAGAAUCUGUGUUUCACCAGAAGAAGGUCUACUGCUUUGUGCAUCUCAGUGUCCAGGAGUUUCUGGCAGCUUUGUAUGUGUUUCACUCUUAUGUGACUGAGAACCUUGCGGCACUGACAUCCCUUAUCAGUGACGAACACAGACAGAGAGAUGAUCCCAACCCCUCGAUUUUAUCAUCUCUUCAAGCAGUGCUGGGCUUACAAUCACAGGAUCAUCUACAUGUGCUGCUCAAGAGUGCAGUGGAUGAGGCUUUGAAGAGCAGCAAUGGACACCUGGAUCUCUUCCUUCGCUUCCUUAUGGGCAUUUCUCUGGAGAGCAAUCAGAGACUUUUAAAAGGUCUACUGAACCAAACAUACAGCACCUCAAAGAGUAUUAAAGAAACAUGUCAAUAUAUGAAGGAGCUGAACAGAAAAGAUCUCUCUCCUGAACGAUGCAUCAAUCUUUUCCACUGCUUAUUUGAAAUGAAUGAUCAUUCUAUGCACAAAGAAAUUCAGAAAUUCCUGUCAUCACCAAAGAACAUCAAACAGAAGUUGUCUCCUGCCCACUGUUCAGCACUGGCCCACAUGCUUCUGAUGUCUGAGGAUGUGCUGGAAGAGAUUGACCUGAAGAAAUACAACACAUCAGAUGAGGGACGCAGGAGACUGAUCCCAGCUGUGAGGUGCUGCAGAAAGGCACGGCUCUUUGAAUGCAGACUCUCAGAGAAGUCCUGUGGAAUUGUGGCUGCUGUUCUACAGUCACCAAACUCCCUGACAGAGCUGGACCUGAAUCACAAUGACCUGGGGGAUUCUGGAGUUCAGCUUCUCUCUAAGGGACUGUCUAGUCCUAACUGCAAACUGCAGACAUUAAGACUUGCUGAAUGCAGACUCUCAGAGAAAUCCUGUGGAAUUCUGGCUGUUGUUCUACAGUCACCAAACUCCCUGACAGAGCUGGACCUGAAUCACAACGACCUGGGGGAUUCUGGAGUUCAGCUUCUCUCUAAGGGACUGUCUAGUCCUAACUGCAAACUGCAGACAUUAAGUCCUGUGGAGUUGUGGCUGCUGUUCUACAGUCACCAAACUCUCUGACAGAGCUGGACCUAAGUCACAAUGACCUGGGGGAUUCUGGAGUUCAGCUUCUCUCUAAGGGACUGUCUAGUCCUAACUGCAAACUGCAGACAUUAAGGCUCAGCAAGUGUGGUGUGUCAGAUGAAGGUUAUGUUUGUCUGGCUCUGGCUCUAAUGAUAAACCCCUCCUGUGUGAAGGAGCUGUACGUGAACAACAAUCAUUCUGGAGGAUCAGCACAGAAGCUGUUAUCUGCUACACUGGAGGAUCCUCACCGCAAAGUUGAAACACUUCAAUUUGCUGACUGUAAACUCUCAGAUAAAUCCUGUGAGAUUGUUGCUUCAGUUCUACAAUCAGCAAACUCCCUACUACAGCUGGACUUGAGUGACAAUGACCUGGGGGAUUCUGGAGUUCAGCUUCUCUCAAAAGGACUGUCCAGUUUUAACUGCAAAAUACACACAUUAAGACUUGCUGAAUGCAAACUCUCAGAGAACGCCUGUGGAGUUGUGGCUGCUGUUCUACAGUCACCAAACUCCCUGACAGAGCUGGACCUGAGUCACAAUGACCUGGGGGAUUCUGGAGUUCAGCUUCUCUCUAAGGGACUGUCUAGUCCUAACUGCAAACUGCAGACAUUAAGACUUGCUGAAUGCAAACUCUCAGAGAAGUCCUGUGGAAUUCUGGCUGCUGUUCUACAGUCACCAAACUCCCUGACAGAGCUGGACCUGAGUCACAAUGACCUGGGGGAUUCUGGAGUUCAGCUUCUCUCUAAGGGACUGUCUAGUCCUAACUGCAAACUGCAGACAUUAAGACUUGCUGAAUGCAAACUCUCAGAGAAAGCCUGUGGAGUUGUGGCUGCUGUUCUACAGUCACCAAACUCCCUGACAGAGCUGGACCUGAAUCACAAUGACCUGAGGGAUUCUGGAGUUCAGCUUCUCUCUAAGGGACUGUCUAGUCCUAACUGCAAACUGCAGACAUUAAGGUUGGUGUUAGACAUGUCUUUGUAAAGGAUUAUUGUUAGGACUAGUGUGGCACAUUAUGGUUUGGUUGGUGUUUUAUAUGUGUUUUAAGGCCUGUCCACACCAAGUCCAAUUUUUCAGAUGAAAUUCACACAAAAUUAAGCAGGUUAAUAAACACAGUUAUUCUAAUUAGUCUGUACUCACCGAGGACGGAAUUUGUUGCAAUGAAAA